AUGUCUCUUGGAAUCUUGGAGGCGAAGCGAGGUCGAGAUUCGUGUGUGGAGAUGUUCAAGCCACUGUCUGAACUGAGUUUCUGCCUGACUGAGGCAGGGCGGCCGGAGGAGAUGGAACGUAUCGCCAAACGCUGCCUUGCAAUCCAGGAGACCGACCUUGGCCAGGAGAGCACGCCGGUAGCAGAAACACUAUACCUGAUAGGCGGGUGCCUGUCGCACCCGCACCAGGUGGAGGAGGGAGAAAACGUGGCAAGGCGCUGUGUGAAGAUCCAGGAGGUCAAUCUGGGACGAAAAUCUGACAGGCUGAUCCCCGCCUUAAACCUACUAGGUUCUUUCCUUUCGCGAGCUGGGAAACUGGAGGAGGCCGAGGAUAUCCUGAGCCGCAGUGUGGCCAUUCUCGACGAGGUCAACCAGUUGGCCAAUGACGCCAGCGCACAACAUGAACACAAGCUACUGUACCGGAAUCUCCAACACUUGAUAGGGACCACGGUGCACGCCCUGGGUUCCUGCCUUUUGCAAGCAGGGAAACUCGAGGAGGCCGAGCGUACUCUGAGGCGCGGUUUGGUAAUCCAUGAGACCGAGCUUCGCCCAGAGAAUGCCGCUGUAGUAAGCACGGGGGACGUCUUGAAUAACACCCUUCGACAGACGUACCCGUAUGCGCUACACGCCCUGGGUACAUGCCUUAUGCAGGCAGAGAAAUUUGAGGAGGUUGAGGACAUGCUGAGGCGUGGUCUUGCAAUCCAUGAGAAGAACGGGAACUAUGACGGAGUCGACGUAGCCAACACGCUGUUCGACUUAGCUUCCUACCUUCGACAGACGGGGGAGUCGAAGAAGGCAGAGGAAUUGCUCCGGCGCUGCCUGUCUAUUCGAGAGGCCAAGCUGGGUUUAGAGGAUAUUUUGGUGGGCGUCGUGCUGGUCCAGCUUGGGAUGUGCCUCGGAGAAGCUCUGCGAUCGGCGGAAGCGGUGGAUGUUUUGAGACGCUCUUUGUGCAUCCAUGACGUGCACCUAGGCCUAGAACAUAUCGUAACACCCUCGGUGUUGUAUCCACUGGCUGCAUCGCUCAUACAAACGGGAGAGAUGGACGAAGCAGAGGACAUGAUGAGGCGUUGUCUUGCGAAUCAGGAAGGCAACAUGGGCAAGGAUCAUCAAGCCGUCGCCUACACGCUGCAUGUGUUCGGAGUUUUUCUCCGGCAGAGGGGGAAACUGAAGGAAGCGCAGGAGCUGCUGAGGCGCUGCAUCGCGAUCUACCAGGCCAAGACGGGAACUGAGCACAUUUGCAUGAUGACCAGCGCACGGCUCGAGCUAAGCAUAUGUCUACGGCAUGAGGGGGAUUUGAAGGAUUGGGGCCAGAGCGAGAUUUCUGUGGGGAGCAGCAGCAGUACCCUGCGAAUUCUUGACGAUGACGACUGGGAGUACGAGGCCCUCUGCGAUCUUUUCAAAACUCGAUGGCUCAAGCCUCAGCCGACGAAUGGCGUUUCGAUCGUGCGCAUCUUCAGCAUCCAGGUGCCUCUCGAGGUCCAUGACAAGCACGAACUCUACAAACGUAUGGUCGUGGUCAAUCUACGCCAACGCUUCCAUGGUACCUCCUGCAAUGAUGGGUGCAACUUCAUGGUCGACCCACAGGGAGCAACAGCCCCGUGCGGGCUGAGCAGCUGUAGCGUCUGCAACAUCUGCAUGCUAGGCUUCAAGCUCGGAAAGAACGUCGCCCGUACGGCCCGGGCAUCCGGUAUCCCGCUUCGGUACGGCACGGGCAUCUACUUCAGUAGCGUUUCCGGCAAGGCGAACGACUAUGCCAGGCUCUCGGCCAAGACUGGCAGCGACGGGGCGGAGUUGAGGUGCAUGUUCGUCGCCAAUGUCGCCGGUGGGAAAGCUUUCAGCACCAAGAAAUCCCACCUCCCCCAAAGCGAGUGCCCACCUUCGGGUUGUCAAUCUGUUGUGGGCGAGGUGGGCCACGCGCUCAACUACGACGAGGUCGUGGUUUACAAGGAAGAGGCCGCUCUGCCCACACACCUCAUCGUGUAUGCUCCGCGCCACUAA
This is a messenger RNA of Ectocarpus siliculosus, 2037 nucleotides long. Lineage: Eukaryota; Phaeophyceae; Ectocarpales; Ectocarpaceae. The record is from the annotation of a GenBank genome assembly.